AUGAACAACGGCAGCGAAAGCCUGAAAAAAGCGGCCAUCCACAAGGCCAAGGGACUCGCAAACGCCGCCACGCCCUCCAUAUCCACCUCGUCCAACGGGAGCAACAACGGCAAGAAGAGGAGGAAGAAUGAGCUCAAGCCCAUCAUAACGAGCGAGCAGCAGCAGAGUACCCGGGGCAACCAGUCACCGCUCAACCACCAAAAGGCCCAGUACGGCCACGACCUACACCAAUCACCCGCAGAAUCCGAGUCCUCCGGCGACGAGGGCACCGAAAACACGGCGGACGAGGAGGAUUCCGAGGACUACUGCAAGGGUGGUUACCACCCGGUGCAAGUAGGCGAACAAUACAAGGAUGGCAAGUACACCAUAGUCGUCCGCUCCGCCGCCCACUACACCGAAACCGCCCUCGACGAGAUCAAGCUCCUGAACAAGGUCGUCGAGGCCAACAAGGACCACCCGGGUAGAGCACAUGUUGUGAGCUUGCUGGACUCUUUUAACCACAAGGGCCCUCACGGCAUGCACGUGUGCAUGGUCUUCGAGGUGCUGGGAGAGAACCUGCUCGGCUUGAUCAAGCGUUGGAAUCAUAGGGGAAUCCCCAUGCCUCUCGUCAAACAAAUCACGAAACAAGUCCUCCUGGGACUCGAUUACCUGCACCGCGAAUGUGGGAUUAUUCAUACAGAUCUCAAGCCCGAGAACGUGCUCAUCGAAAUCGGCGACGUGGAACAAAUCGUCAAGACGUACGUUAAGGAAGACACUCUUAACAAGGAAGACCACCGCAACGGACGCCGUAGGAGGCGAACGCUCAUCACUGGCUCGCAACCAUUGCCUUCGCCCCUCAACGCGAGCUUUUCGCAGAGCGAUCUCUCCAACUUCCCUGGCAGCACGCAAAGUCUUAACAAGAUUGUCAGUGGCAGCAAAGGUAAUGAGAAAGCGCCGAUAAGUGGCGUGUCGCCGAGCGGAGAGGAUGGUGCUGAGAUGAGUGGUGCUUUAGGAUCUCACCCCUCACCUCCGAAAUCCAUGCUCGAACAACUCGGCCUCAAGACAGACGACGGCGGCACAGCAGACCCGCAGAAGGAGCGAGAAAAGACUGCCGACAUCCUCGCGAAUAACGUGUCUAACAUGGACCUCGACAAGACCACUCACGUUAAGCCAGCGGGCAUGGAAGGCGAUGGCAUUGACAUCAUUUCCGUCAAGAUUGCAGACUUGGGUAAUGCAUGCUGGGUGGGGCAUCAUUUUACGAAUGACAUUCAGACAAGACAAUAUCGAUCGCCGGAGGUGAUUCUCGGUGCGAAAUGGGGGGCCAGCACGGAUGUGUGGAGUAUGGCUUGCAUGGUUUUCGAGCUAAUCACGGGCGACUAUCUCUUUGAUCCGCAAUCCGGCACGAAGUACGGCAAGGACGACGAUCACAUCGCGCAAAUCAUCGAACUGCUGGGUACAUUCCCCAAGAGCUUGUGCAUUUCUGGCAAAUGGUCGCAAGAGAUUUUCAAUAGGAAGGGCGAGUUGCGCAAUAUCCACAGGUUGCGACAUUGGGCGUUGCCCGAUGUGUUGAGGGAGAAAUACCACUUUUCGGUGGAGGAAAGCAAGAGGAUAGCAGACUUCCUACUCCCGAUGCUGGAAUUGCAACCUGCAGAAAGAGCCAACGCAGGCGGCAUGGCGAAUCACCCGUUCUUGGAUGAAACGAAGGGCAUGGAACGCGUCAAGCUGUCGGUGGAAGUGGGAAGCAAAGGCGAUGGAAUAGAAGGAUGGUCUACAGAGAUCAAGAAGGUGCGGUAG
This is a messenger RNA of Pseudocercospora fijiensis CIRAD86, 1773 nucleotides long. It is a transcript of the gene SKY1, whose product is annotated as serine/threonine protein kinase, CMGC family. Gene Ontology annotation, molecular function: ATP binding; protein kinase activity. Gene Ontology annotation, biological process: regulation of mRNA processing; protein phosphorylation; spliceosomal complex assembly. The transcript has 5 exons. The record is from RefSeq and is a predicted model, not a curated record. Bases 1 to 1773 code for a protein of 590 amino acids. NCBI's taxonomy places the organism in Eukaryota, Fungi, Ascomycota, Dothideomycetes, Mycosphaerellales, Mycosphaerellaceae.